AUGGCACCCGAUAAGAAGGACAAGAAGCGCAAGGCUGCCAGCACAGUAGCCGCCGACUCGCCCGCAAAGAAGACCAAGAAGGUCGAGGCCAAGCCGAGCGAAGCCCCCAAAGAAACCCCCAAGUCUAUUCUGAAGAAGAACAAGAAGGAUGGCCCUGCUACAGAGCAAAAGUCCACUUCCAAAGUGAAGCUCAAUGGCGAGCCGGCAAGACAGGUCAAGCCUCGCAAGCGUGCGGCGGAUUUCCUCAGCGACGACGAGAGUGAGCCGGAAGUUGUUGCGUCCGAACCCAAGGCCGAUACCGAGGAGAAGAAGCAGCCCAGUAAGAAGAAGUCGAAGAAGGAAGACGGCACCCCUGCGCCCGCUACAAAAGCCAAGACAAGCGCUGCUGCUGCAAAGCCCAAGGCGACCAAGGCGAAGAAGCCUGAGCCUGUCGUCGAAGAGUCGGACGAUGAGGAUAACGAGCAGGUCCCUGUUGUCUCCGAUGAUAGUUCUGAAGACGAGGAAGAUGAUACACUAGACGAUCAGACCGCCGCUUUGAUCAAGGGUUUCGAGAGCAGCGGCGACGAGGACGAAUCCGGAGACGAAGGAUUUGAUCCUGACCAGCCGGUUCCCAAGAUCCCCGAUUCCAAGAAGGCGAAGCGCAAGAUCUUGAAGAAGCAAAAGAAGCACGGUGAGCCCGAAGCUCCCGGAACGGUUUAUAUUGGACGUAUUCCCCACGGUUUCUACGAACAUCAGAUGCGCGCUUACUUCUCCCAAUUCGGCGAAAUUACUCGCCUGCGUCUCUCGCGUAACCGCAUCACCGGUCGCUCAAAGCACUACGCUUUCGUGGAGUUCGCCUCGAACACUGUUGCCAAGAUUGUCGCGGAGACUAUGGACAACUACCUGAUGUACGGCCAUAUCCUGAAAUGCAAAUAUGUCCCCUCCGAUCAGUUGCACCCGGAGGUCUGGAAGGGUGCCAACAGACGAUUCAAGCGCACCCCAUGGAACCGCAUCGAGAAGAAGAGGCUGGAAAAGGGCAAGACGAGGGAACAAUGGUCGGAGCGCAUUGAGCGGGAGCAGAAGAGACGACUUGCAAAGGCCGAGAAGCUGAAGGCUCUGGGCUAUGAGUAUGAGCUUCCCCAGCUGAAGAGCGUCGACGAAGUUCCUGUCCAAGAAGAGACCAAGGCGAUCGAAGCUGCCGAUGUGACUGCCGAUGAGCCCAUGAAGGCUAUCGAGGCACCCUCGGCCCAGGAGUCCAAGGAGGAGACUACCGUGGACGAGACUCCUAAGAAGUCUAAGAAGGAGAAGAAGGCAAGCCAAUCGACUCCUAAGCAGGGGACACCCAAGCAGGAUGGCGAAAAGGCGUCGGCGAAAAAGGGGGUGAAUGGAGCUUCCGCUUCACCAGCUACAAAGGCUGGGGUCAAGGACAAGAAGGCUAAGAAGGUGAAUGCGUAG
This is a messenger RNA of Aspergillus fischeri NRRL 181, 1434 nucleotides long. RefSeq names its product rRNA processing protein gar2. The transcript is spliced from 3 exons. The record is from RefSeq and is a predicted model, not a curated record. NCBI's taxonomy places the organism in Eukaryota, Fungi, Ascomycota, Eurotiomycetes, Eurotiales, Aspergillaceae. Gene Ontology annotation, molecular function: RNA binding. Gene Ontology annotation, cellular component: nucleolus. Gene Ontology annotation, biological process: maturation of LSU-rRNA from tricistronic rRNA transcript (SSU-rRNA, 5.8S rRNA, LSU-rRNA). Bases 1 to 1434 code for a protein of 477 amino acids.